AUGGCCGAUAAGGUCAUUCUUACUGAAGUACUUGAGGCUUCGAACCUUACCGACACUUAUGCGGAAAUCACUGCGCAGACGCUGAUAAAUGAGCUCCGCCAUGUCCGCGAGGAUCUCUCUGUACGAUAUCUUGGCUUGGAUGACCGAGCUGAGCUCGGUGAGCCAGCUGAUCAGCAUGCUUUUGAGGAGACUUUGGCGAAGGAGAGCGGGACCUUCACCGUUGAUGACGCCGUUGAAGCACUCGGGUUUGGGCGAUUUCAGCUGAAGCUGAGUCUUCUGACUGGCAUCGCUUGGAUGGCCGAUGCUAUGGAAAUGAUGCUACUCUCAUUACUUUCACCAGCACUUGCUUGUGAAUGGAAUGUGGCCCCUUUCCAACAGGCGCUGGUAACCACUUGUGUUUUUAGUGGAAUGAUGCUCAGUAGCACGUUUUGGGGCAAAAUAUGCGACAGAUUCGGUCGACGGGUGGGUUUGGUCGCCUCAACGUUGGUGGCUUCUUUGAUGGGUGCCUUGAGCGCAUUUUCACCACAUUUCUACGUGUUUCUGUUUUUCCGAGGUCUUACCGGAUUUGGAAUCGGUGGCGUGCCACAAUCCGUUACUCUUUACGCCGAAUUCCUUCCGAAUCAACAAAGAGCCAAAUGUGUGGUCUUGAUAGAAUCUUUCUGGGCCAUUGGAGCAGCUUUCGAAGCCCUGCUAGCCUACUUGGUGAUGGCUUCAUGGGGAUGGAGGGCUCUUGUGGUCCUAUCAUCACUGCCUUUGGGCAUGUUUGGACUUCUUUCAUUUUGGCUUCCUGAGUCAGCACGCUUCGAAAUGGCCUGUGGUCGACCAGAAAAAGCACUGGCAACGUUGCAAAGGGCGGCGAAAGAGAAUCGAGCCAAACUACCGGAUGGAAGACUUGUCGCACCCAUUUCUCAAUCUACUGAACAACGUGGAGACAUCUCAAAUCUUCUCUCCCGUGACUACCGUACCACCACUUUGCUUUUAUGGCUUAUUUGGGCAGUGAAUGCGUUUUCCUACUACGGCAUGGUAUUAUUCACCACCGUACUCUUCCAAUCCCACGACGAAUGCCAUGGCGGAUUGUUCUCGAACGGGACGCAGCUGGAAGUCUGCCAGCCAUUGACCCGAAAAGAUUACUUUGAUCUAUUAUCUACUACCAUGGCCGAGUUUCCAGGUCUGAUCAUUACUGUACUUAUCAUUGAAUACUUGGGUAGAAAGAAAGCGAUGGCAUUAGAAUUCGCCGUCUUCUCUUUGUUCACUUAUGCGUUGUAUUUUUGCUUGGACAGGUUUACCGUAACAGCAUUAAUAUUCGUCGCUCGAGCCUUCAUAUCCGGCGCUUUCCAGUGUGCAUAUGUUUACACGCCAGAGGUCUAUCCAACAACAUUGCGAGCAGUCGGUCUUGGAGCGUCAUCAGCUAUGGCACGAAUCGGCGCCAUCGUGACACCUUUUGUGGCGCAGGUGGCAUCGGGAACAUCGCUGUCGCUUCCCAUCGGAAUAUAUGGUACUACAUCACUGUUGGGAUUGAUUGCAUCCUUGGCGCUUCCCAUAGAAACACGAGGAAGGAAGAUGCAGGAUACGCAUUAACCUUCUACUGUUCGCCGUUUUUUUUCGAAACAGACACCCUUGCUACAUCAGGAUAUGAUGGUCUCCAUUUGCUGCAUAUUCCUAUGCGUGCCAGUGUAAUCUUAGUUCUCGCAUUCUGAUCCAAACUGACCUUUUCAUAAUCUCGGAAAUCAUCUACAAAUUGUGAUUAUUCACAUACGUGUCU
This is a messenger RNA of Cylicocyclus nassatus, 1762 nucleotides long. The record is from the annotation of a GenBank genome assembly. Lineage: Eukaryota; Metazoa; Nematoda; Chromadorea; Rhabditida; Strongylidae.